This is a messenger RNA of Polistes dominula (European paper wasp), 3078 nucleotides long. RefSeq names its product protein Wnt-5b. Gene Ontology annotation, biological process: cell fate commitment; multicellular organism development; canonical Wnt signaling pathway. Gene Ontology annotation, cellular component: extracellular region. Lineage: Eukaryota; Metazoa; Arthropoda; Insecta; Hymenoptera; Vespidae. Gene Ontology annotation, molecular function: cytokine activity; frizzled binding. The record is from RefSeq and is a predicted model, not a curated record.
GACAGGAGAAAAGAGAGAGAGAGAAAAAAAAAUAUUAGGAAAAUAAAAGGGAAAGAUUUGCUUUCGAAGAAACGUUCAAUAAGUUGUUAAAACAAAUUCCUCGUUUCGGAAGAACAUCGACAAUCAUCGUCAUCAUAUAAUCGUCAUUGUUGUCAUUUAUGUCGACUAUGUUGGAGAACCCGUUGAUAAAAUAACCGCGCGAAAUAGCCGCGUGUCUAGUUAAAUCCAUACAGAUCGACCAAGUGUUAACAGUACACGGACGAAUGCCAGGUGUUCGAAACUUCGAUGAAACAAGGUGUAAUCGGGGCUCUUCCUCUCUCUUUCUCUCACUCUCUCUUGCUCUAUCUUUGGUUCCGUUGACUCGAAGAAGCCGAUAGCCUACGAAGGAAAUGGGUCGAGAGGUUUCCGUCAGGCAAGAGUGUCAUUGAGUGCUUUGAAAAACAGAAAAGGAAGGUAUUUAACAAGUUUCGUAAGAAUUAGAAGAAAACUUAAGAAAGAGAGGGGAAAAUAAUACGAAAGUUAAAUUACGAAGAUCAAUCGAAUUAUUCAUUUUGCUUACGAGACCUUUUGGUUCGAUCUUGGUCAGUGUGCAUAUGCGCGCGGUUUAAAAAAAAAAAAAAAACUUUCUGUUCGCUAAGAACAUCUCGAAAGGAUUACGAAAGAAAGAUUGAGAGUGAAGAACGGUGACAAGUUAGAGACAAAAAUGAUGGACGAAAGUUUAAUCUACGUGGUGGAUGUGCGGCACUCGAUCCAUUUGACGAAGAAAAUACAGCUGCUAAGUACGACUCGUUGAAAGCUCUCUCUCCUUGUUUGUUUAUGCAUUCUUUUUUUGAUCCCCUUCCUGAUACUUUUCCUUAUCCCAGUUCAUCUUCCCUAAAAGUCGGUCGCCUUUUUGGUGAUACACGUUGGAAAUUUCAAGUGAACUUAUUCCUAGCCGAUGCAAAAGGUGUCGUUCUAUUCCACGAGGAAUAAACAAUUGUACGCUGGUUAACGACGUUGGAUAUCAUCGAUUGCUUCUUGUCUUCAAACAGAUACUCGAAUCCUUUCACGAUUAUCAAUAAUACAAAGCGUUACCAUUAAUAAUACGAAUAAACCUUACCUUACAACUUUCUAAUGAUAAGAAGAAGAAGAAGAAGACGAAGAAGUGGAGGAAGAAGGAAUAGAAUAAGGCAAUGAAAGAAUCGUAAAGAUAGGAACGUUGUACAUGUUGAUAUACGUAAAUAAAGAUGAUAGUGCACGGCGGGCUACUGGUGAUCCUAAAAUUGGUACUGAUCCUUGCUGCAUCGACUAUUCCAGGAACGUGGAUAAACAUGGGUAUGCAGCACUUUCCACAAUUGGAAACGGCUCAGUUUAUGGAAACUUACGACGUAGAAGCCUCGACGAUUUGCAUCGGUUUGAAGGGUCUCUCGCAGGGACAGGGGAAGCUUUGCCAAUUAUCCGUGGAUCAUAUGCCGAGCGUGGCGAAGGGCGCCAAAUUCGGAGUCCUUGAGUGUCAGCAUCAGUUUCGAGAUAGAAGGUGGAAUUGUUCCACCGUCAAUGAUGAAACUGUUUUCGGGCCGAUCCUUAAAAUAGCAAGCAGAGAAACUGCGUUUGUACAUGCUAUCACAGCAGCGGGGGUAGUUUAUUCCAUAAGUCGAGCUUGCAGGGAUGGACAAUUAUCAUCUUGCGGUUGUUCGAGAAGUAGCAGACCGAGAGAUCUAAAUCGCGAAUGGAUUUGGGGUGGUUGUGGAGAUAAUCUCGAAUAUGGAUAUAAAUUCACCCAAUCAUUCGUGGACGUAAGAGAACGCGAGCGUAGCUUUAAACGAGGUAGUAGAGAACAAGGAAGGAGCCUAAUGAACUUGCAUAACAACGAAGCAGGACGUAGGGCUGUUAUAAAAAGAUCUAAAGUAACAUGCAAAUGUCACGGAGUUUCUGGUAGUUGCAGCUUGAUCACCUGUUGGCAACAACUUGCAUCGUUUCGAGAAAUUGGUGAUCUUUUAUUGGACAAAUACGAUGGUGCAACCGAAGUUCGAGUAAACAGACGUGGUCGAUUAUCCAUGCGAGAUCCAAGAUUUUCUUUGCCUACGGCUAAUGAUUUAGUUUAUUUGGAUGACUCGCCAAAUUAUUGUCUUCCAAAUGAUACUCUUGGCUCUUUAGGUACGCACGGACGAAUUUGCAACAGAACAUCAUCCGGUAUGGAUGGUUGUAAUCUACUCUGUUGUGGAAGGGGCUACAAUACUCAGAAAUCAACGAUCAGGGAAAGAUGCGAUUGUAAAUUUCAUUGGUGUUGCUUCGUUGAAUGUAAAACAUGUGUGAAAAACAUUGAUAUUCAUACUUGCAAAUAAAUUCGCGUGUGUCAUCAUUACAUACGAAAAAUAUACUUUAACAGUUAAUACUACUUGGAAUCCAAGUUUUCUACCAUGAAGGUAUCGAAUAGCGAACAAAUUUAUGCAGUAUGUAGGGUGUUCGGUUAAACGUGAUCAUUUAUAUGCAUACAUACRUACAUACUAUCCAUUUGCAGUAACACAAUUUUUUUAUCGUUAUAAUUUUUUCAUUAUUGAACAAUUUAAAAUUGUUACGUUGAUCAUGGACAUUUUGAAAGAUAAUUGAUCACGAAUUAAAUUUAACACCCUACAUAAUUUAGUAGUGUAAUUAGCGCUAUAUCAACGACGAUGUAUAUUUUGAUAAAAAAUCUUAGGAUAAUCGUACAAAUUGUAGAUUUAUACUAGAAAUUGAUAUAUGUAUGUUAUCAUAAUUUAGAAAUGUAAUUAAUUUGAUUAAAAUAUUCGUAGAUUAUAAUGUAAACUGUGAACAACAACAAAAUAACAUAUAUAUCAUAUACUUUUAUUUAAAUAUGUUACUAAAAAUAGAAUACUUUUCGUGAUGUAGAUACAGUAGUAUCGAUAUAUCGUAUGGCCUAUUGGAAACUUAGACGAAAGAAGGCCUUUUACUGCACAAUUGUAUUUCUUUGUGUUAUAUUCAUCACGUGUAUCAUCCCUUUUGAUGUAUAUUCUAUCAUAACCGAUAAUACGAUGAUGAUAAUGUGAUGAUAAUUAUUUAAAAUACUUCACUUUCUAAAUACUAAACAAUUUUAAGAAC